GCUAAAUGCCUAAAUCUUUCUAUCUCACCAUAACCUACUCUUCCCUCUGCUCGGUGUCCAAAUCACAUCGCCGGGGAACAAAAAGUGUAGUUGAUCGGUGGGUGGGGUUUGUAGGUGUGCGAAUUGGAAGAGGGAUAUUUGAUGUACUUGCUCGCGGAUCUUAACUACAUACAACACCAUGAUCGCAUUAGAACAUAAAGAUACUAUGCAGGUGAACUGUGAGGCACCGAUAAGAUGCCUCCAGAACACGGGAUAUCCUCAACAUAUGCAUUACAACGGGGCGGCCAUAAAAAACUUUCCCGAGUUUAAUGAAGGCACCUACUCUCAACCAGUUGGGGAUAAUAUUGAUUGCUCAUUUAGCAGUGACCAACCAAUUGACUCAUCUAAAGAAUCUCCAAAAAAACCCGUUCAACAGCAUGCUUCUGGCUCUUGGUCCGCCUUCUACCCCGGCUCAAAUAAUAUGCGAAUGUGCGCAGUGAGUGCUUUUGAAGCCCAGUUUUAUCCUUACUCAGUGGACAGCCGGUUCCAUUAUGGCCCAUUCAAUACAAUCCCUCAGCGUUACCCUUACGAAUUCCAAUUCCAAGAUUUUCAAUAUUUUGUUGUCAUAGACUUUGAAGCUACCUGUGACAAGGAAAAGAACCCUCACCCCCAAGAAAUAAUCGAGUUCCCAUCUGUGAUUGUGAGUAGCAUGACUGGCCAGCUCGAAGCCUGUUUCCAGACCUAUGUGCGCCCAACAUGCAAUCAUCUUCUCAGUGAUUUUUGCAAGGAUUUGACUGGCAUCCAGCAAAUUCAGGUGGAUCGAGGAGUUACUUUAAGCGAAGCUCUACUUAGGCACGACAAAUGGCUUGAGAAGAAAGGGAUAAAGAAUUCCAAUUUUGCAGUGGUUACGUGGUCGAAUUGGGAUUGUAGAGUUAUGUUGGAAUCAGAAUGCCGCUAUAAGAAGAUCCGAAAGCCUCCUUAUUUCAACCGGUGGAUCAACUUAAAGGUUCCUUUCCAUGAGGUUUUUGGAGGCGUUAGGUGCAAUCUGAAAGAGGCUGUCCAGCUCGCUGGCCUGGCCUGGCAGGGUCGUGCUCACUGUGGGCUGGAUGAUGCCAAAAACACUGCCCGUCUACUCGCCUUAUUCAUGCGCAAGGGUAUUAAGCUCUCGCUCACAGAUUCGCUGAUCUGUCAGUCCACUAAUGAAUCGUUUACAUGGAAGCCACCCCAAGAUCAUCCAUCCGUUUCCCCUUACCAGACCCAAAAAGCGAGAGACCCGCACUUCCCAACAAUCCAGGUUCACCCGAAUUGCUACUGUGGGAUAAAGAGCAGCAAAGGCAUGAUCCAGAAACCGGGUCCAAAGCAAGGGAGCCUCUUCUUUGGUUGCGGGAACUGGACUGCUGCAAGGGGUGCCCGUUGCCAUUACUUCGAAUGGGCUGCUUCCCCUUGACCACUGGAACAACGAAAAAGGAAGUGAUCUAUUAUUAAUCGUCUACCCAAUCGUCAGCCCCUAGUGAUAUUAUGCUCGUCCUGUAAAAAGCGAAAAAAGUGUGUCUCUGGUUUGUGAUUCUGAGGAAGCGGAAUCUGCCCGUACUACUACUACUACUACUGAGGUCGGUCUCUCGCUUCCUGCAGAGUAAAUAUCGAUAUGGAUAUGGAUAGUUUGGCUCAAGGUUGCAUCUUCUCAAUGCACGAUAGCGUGUGCCGGAAAUAUGCAAUGGUAGAUCCAACCUGUUUAACUGACUUCUUAUUGACAGAUAAUUGGAAAAAUAUGUGGAGAUGGGAGGUGGUGUAGUUAGAGCAGGCGUUCACAUAAACAGACUUAUAUUUAUGUGUUAAAUAAAUAAUUGUGAACAAAUGCAGUUCAAUGGGAUCAAUGGAGUUGUUUGCUUGCCUCA
This is a messenger RNA of Ipomoea nil (Japanese morning glory), 1874 nucleotides long. RefSeq lists its product as uncharacterized. Gene Ontology annotation, biological process: exonucleolytic trimming to generate mature 3'-end of 5.8S rRNA from tricistronic rRNA transcript (SSU-rRNA, 5.8S rRNA, LSU-rRNA). Gene Ontology annotation, molecular function: 3'-5'-RNA exonuclease activity; zinc ion binding; nucleic acid binding. NCBI's taxonomy places the organism in Eukaryota, Viridiplantae, Streptophyta, Magnoliopsida, Solanales, Convolvulaceae. Bases 179 to 1426 code for a protein of 415 amino acids. The record is from RefSeq and is a predicted model, not a curated record. The transcript has 5 exons.